AUGUCCACCCCCAACUCCGUUCCGUUAUUUCGUGCCUUGGGCAAUGGCCGUUUCGCCAUGCCCGACCGGUACCGACCUGGUGUCACCCUCCUCCUCACCCUAGAUCAAAUCAGACUCUACCUUCAGCACGAUGCUGACCUUCGAGGAGGCAUUGAACCUACCACUAUUCCUUCUCCCGUCGGCUACGAUGAAUUCGCCGUCGCGCUCAAUAGCAACGCGGAGAACGGCAUCCAAGUUGCCCUUGUGUUGGAGGACAAUGCCGGGGUACGCAUCAAGGGCCGCCCACCCACGUUGGCCGAGCUGGUUGGCAUCGAGGCCACCCAGCGUGCUGCCUCCAACCCUCGCGACCCCAGAGAAGAGGCCGGAGGCAAGUGGUUGGAUCCCCGUCGCAUAGAGUUAAUUGACGAUGCGUUGUGGGACAACCUCGAUCGUAACCGUAAGCAGAGGAAGUGGAGAGAGAGAGGUGUGGCUGAAAGACAGGCCAAACGUCAGCGCCGUGAGGAUGAGGAAGCGCUCAGGCCAUUCGCACCUUCGAGGGCCGGCCCAAACAUCAUCAACGCCGUAGCCGGACCCUCCAACACCACUCGCAGCCGUGCACCUUCCCCAUUCCUUACCACCAAUAAUCCUCCUCCUCCUCAGUCGUCUGCGCCGGAGCAACCUGCGCCUCCAAACGAUGACGACGCCGAGAUGACGGACGGCGAGGCCACAGAGGCCGCCAAGGAAGCAGCGCGCGAGAAGGUCAAGGGGCGCAUUCCCAAGAAGUAG
Suillus plorans is the source of this 765-nucleotide messenger RNA. RefSeq lists its product as uncharacterized. NCBI's taxonomy places the organism in Eukaryota, Fungi, Basidiomycota, Agaricomycetes, Boletales, Suillaceae. The transcript has a single exon. The record is from RefSeq and is a predicted model, not a curated record. Bases 1 to 765 code for a protein of 254 amino acids.